AUGUCAACAUUCCAUGAAUUAACACCAAAAGAUGCCAAAGGAGAACCAUAUCCAUUUAGUAAUCUUAAAGGUAAAGUAGUUGUAAUUGUUAAUGUGGCAUCUAAAUGUGGUUUUACUCCACAAUAUAAACAAUUAGAAGAAUUAAAUCAAAAAUAUAAAGAUUCAGAAAAUGUUCAAAUAUUAGGAUUUCCAUGUAAUCAAUUUGGACAUCAAGAACCAGGAACAAAUGAAGAAAUUGCUGAAUUUUGUAAAUUAAAUUAUGGAGUUACAUUUCCAGUUUUAAAUAAAAUUGAUGUUAAUGGUAAUGACGCUGAUCCUGUUUAUCAAUUUUUAAAGAGUAAAAAAAGUGGUGUAUUAGGAUUAAAUAGAAUUAAAUGGAAUUUUGAAAAGUUUUUAAUUGAUCAAGAUGGGAAUGUAAUUGAAAGAUAUAGUUCAUUAACUAAACCUUUGGAUCUUGCACCAAAGAUUGAUGAAUUAUUAGCAAAGAAGUAA
Messenger RNA from Hemisphaericaspora subhashii, 492 nucleotides. Its product is annotated as glutathione peroxidase. Bases 1 to 492 code for a protein of 163 amino acids. The transcript has a single exon. NCBI's taxonomy places the organism in Eukaryota, Fungi, Ascomycota, Pichiomycetes, Serinales, Debaryomycetaceae. The record is from RefSeq and is a predicted model, not a curated record. Gene Ontology annotation, molecular function: glutathione peroxidase activity. Gene Ontology annotation, biological process: response to oxidative stress.